AUGAGUCAACUCAUGCUGGGCCCUGCCUCCUUGGUAAACCAUGGAGUACCAGAGAUGGUGACCCGUCAGUGCCAGAAGCGACGAGUGAUCAAUAUGCCAGGUGAGGAGCUAUUCAUCUCCUAUGGCACCAGCGAGUGGUUCACAGACCGUGGCUUGGUAAGCCAGAGUGCCAAGCCCGCACAGCUGCAGAAUUCCACAGGCUCCGAUUCCACGAAAGUGAAUCGUGAAGUUGAGCGGAUCAUGACACCAGCGUUCUUGAUCCCCAAAGACGUGGCAGACCCUGUGCUGCUGGACCAUGCAUUGCCCAUCGAAGAGGUGCUCCUUUUGCCGCUCUGGCCAGGGCGCAUCAACGAAGCAGAGCCACCCAACGUAGAGCUUCAAGUGAUGGUCGACGGUUUGCCAAUUCGUGACAUCAAGCGGAAGGCACAAGAACUUUGCGAUGCACCUGGGAUUCAGGUGGAUGUGGUGAUGACUGCUUUGAGAGACAUCUUAGAGGGCGAAAAGAUUCGUGCGCGGCCUUGUGGCGAAGGCUGCCUUGCCCCACUCGGCUGGGCGCGGCAGAUUUCAGAAGCCAGGCACGCAGCAGCAGAGGCAGGCGAUGUACAAGCACAGUUUCAGUUGGCACAGCGAUACCGCCAAGGCAUGCCAAACACUAGUGCGGUAGACAGCUCCCAGGCCCUGAUCUGGUACACCAAAGCCGCCCAGCAGAACCAUACAGCAGCAAUGCUGCAGCUGGGUGCCAUGCUACACGAUGGUGACAGCCUCGGGCGUCGCGAUCCCUACGGCGCUUUUGAAUGGUACCUGGCAGCUGCAAAGCAGGGCAGUGCCACUGGGCAGUUCCUGGUGGGCUUGGCCUACACCAACGGAGAUGGCGUGGAGAAGAACAUCUCCGAAGCCAGCGUGUGGCUGAGUCAUGCAGCGGCGCAGGGUAGCUCAAACUUUGCCAAAGCGUCCAAGGCCAUGUACAAUUUGGCCAUCGCAUAUCGUGAAGGCCUUGGCAUUGCCCCUGAUCUCCAGCAGGCUUUCUACUGGUGCCGGAAAGCCGCGGAAGAAGGGAACCAUGACAAGGCCAUGUUCAAUUUGGCUGUGGCCUACAGCCGUGGCGAUGGCACUGCAGUCGACUCCAAAGAAGCUGUCCGGUGGUAUCGGCGUGCUGCUGAGAUGGGACAUGUUAUGGCUCAGUACAACUUGGGCUACGCUUAUUUGGUAGGAGAGGGAGUUGCAAGGAGCGAUGAACUUGCAGCGAAGUGGUUUCAAGAUGUUGCGGAGAGCGGGAGAAGCAAUGGUCAGUUCAUGAUGGGUUUGCUUUACAGCCAGGGCCGCGGCGUCAAGCCUGAUGGCGAGUUGGCCGUGAAAUGGUAUCGACGAGCAGCCAGCCAAGAUCAUGGCCAGGCGCAAUACAACUUGGCAGUCGCACUGGAAUCAGGUGACGGAGUGCCACAGAACCAGUCAGAAGCAGACUACUGGUAUGAGCAGGCAGCGUUGCACGGUGUGCUUCGACAGGGUUGGUGGGACUAUUUGCGCCGCCUGUUUGGAACAAAAGCGCGCAAGGAGUUGUGA
This is a messenger RNA of Durusdinium trenchii, 1560 nucleotides long. Lineage: Eukaryota; Dinophyceae; Suessiales; Symbiodiniaceae. The record is from the annotation of a GenBank genome assembly.